Messenger RNA from Alternaria incomplexa, 579 nucleotides. RefSeq lists its product as uncharacterized. The transcript has a single exon. Gene Ontology annotation, cellular component: TRC complex. Gene Ontology annotation, biological process: post-translational protein targeting to endoplasmic reticulum membrane. NCBI's taxonomy places the organism in Eukaryota, Fungi, Ascomycota, Dothideomycetes, Pleosporales, Pleosporaceae. The record is from RefSeq and is a predicted model, not a curated record. The coding region runs from base 1 to 579 and encodes 192 amino acids.
AUGUCCCACUCGAACACGCAAGCAACCAACAAGAUGCUCAGCACGCUCCCAGCACCAACGCGCGACCUGACGGAACUGGCCAAAGAGGAAAAGAGCUUCACCUUCAACCAUUUUACCUGCGAACAUGCUUGGGUCAUUGGCAAUAUCCUCCGAAACGCGCUGAGAACCGCCGAAUGCCCCGCGCUUAUCCACAUCUCGUCUGCGAAUCAGACGCUGUUCCACUCGCCCAGCCUGCCUGGCAUAAUGCCCGAUCACGAGAAGUGGACGGAGAGGAAGCGCAAUACCGUCUUGAGAUGGGGCCAUUCGACUUGGUUCAUGAGCUGCCAGUUUGAGGGCGAUUACAAGAGGUUCGCGGAGCACAAUGCUAUGAGCGGGGAUGAGUGGUCGAAAUAUACCAUUGAAGGGGGCGGAUACCCCGUCUUCGUCAAGGGCGUAGAAGGCGUCGUUGGCGCUAUCGUUCUGGUCGGCGUUGGCGUGGACAGUGAGCAGGCGCACGGUGUCGUGGUCAAGGCCGUGGAGGAGUACAAAGACCUCCGAGAAGGGUUCCGCAGCCCAAUGAGGAGCAUGACGGUCAAAUGA